Messenger RNA from Pyrus x bretschneideri (Chinese white pear), 1646 nucleotides. RefSeq names its product double-stranded RNA-binding protein 1. Gene Ontology annotation, molecular function: ribonuclease III activity; double-stranded RNA binding. Bases 355 to 1464 code for a protein of 369 amino acids. The transcript has 6 exons. The record is from RefSeq and is a predicted model, not a curated record. Gene Ontology annotation, biological process: rRNA processing; regulation of gene expression. Lineage: Eukaryota; Viridiplantae; Streptophyta; Magnoliopsida; Rosales; Rosaceae. Gene Ontology annotation, cellular component: nucleus.
ACCACAAAAUCCGACACCGGUUCAUCACCAAUUUCUCAGCCCAGCUCCGGUCCAGGACCAAGUUCCGGCUCAGCAUCCGGCUUCCUCUGCUUCUCCAUCAGCUUCUUCUGCUUCUGCAUCAGCUUCUUCUUCUAAGAGUCUGGGUGUAAAGUGGCGCAAGAGUUGGAGCGUUAUGGUGAGCUUGGAAGGAAUCGAGUAGAAAGGGUGAAAAGAAUAAGUUGUGGCUGAUGAUCUUGAAAUUAGAGAGGCCUAAUAAGCUUGGACAUUUUGUAUGGAGAUGCUGUAACAAUUUUCUAGCUGUUAAAACUAGUCUUCGAAGGAGAGGAGUACGGCUUGCAACUGAAUUAUGCUUUGAUGAUAACUAAGAACUUAAUUUAUCUUUAUAAUACAUGCCUACCAGAUCACUUGACGCACAAAAAUCGACUGCAAGAAUAUGCCCAGGGAGCAGGCCUCCCACUUCCGGUUUAUCAGACUGUCAAUGAAGGAAAUCGACAUGCACCAUCAACUUUUAGGUCGUCCGUGUUGGUGGAUGGAGUUUGCUAUGCUUCAUCCAACACAUUUGCUAGUCGAAAAGCUGCUGAGCAAGAUGCUGCUAGACUGGCCAUGAUCAGUAUAACAGAGAAGAUAAAGGAAGAAGUUCCUACUAUUCCUCCUAUUCAUGAGGAUCUGGUGUUUUGCAAGAGUAUCCUGAAUGAAUAUAAUAUGAAAAGGAAAAUAGAACCACCUACUUACCAGACUUUUCAGGGAAAUGCGAAGGUUCCUUUCUUUGUAUCUUCUUUGGUUGUCAACGGUGUGUCCUAUACUGGGGAUGUUGGAAAAAGCAAGAAAGAGGCUGAACAGUUGGCAGCUCGUGUUGUUAUUCAAUCACUUCUAGGUGAUUCCGAAUCAGCACCCAUUAUGUCGGAGAUCCUUAGGUCUAAAUACAAACUUGCACAUAAGAGCAAGGAGCCAGACUCUUCACAUGCCAGUCUUGCAACUUCAGCAGUAAACACAGGACAAGGUUAUGUGAUCUCAACUGACACUCCAGUAGUCGUUGCACCUGAGGCAUCUUUGGGAAUGCAUCCGCCACGCCAUGAAUUUAUCAAACGGAAGCAAGAGGAACCAGCUUCUCAAGCACCCCCUCAGCUUCCCAUAGCUUUUGUUCCUCCAGCUUGUAAGCAGCCCCUAGUUGUUGUUUCAACUUCCUUGGCCACAACCCCAACUUCCUUGGCCCCUGCCUCAACUUCCUUGGCCCCUGCCUCAGCUUCCUUGGCCCCUGCCUCAGCUUCCUUGGCCCCUGCCUCAACUUCCUUGGCUCCUGCUUCCGCUUCUUUGGGCCCUGCGCCAACUUUUUGGGCUGUUCUUCCAGCUUCCAAAAAGCGGCGGAAGAACAAGAAGUCUGAAACAAACUUGCAGAAUGAUAACCAGUUGCCAGCUGGUACCUUGAACUUGAAUCAUCCAGCAUCAUGUGCAGCUUCGCAGUGAAAACCAUAACCGCACGGUAUCUAUUGCAAGGUGUAGGUCAAGCUCUUAUGUAUUUAGAUUAUGUUGUACGUUUAGACUGCAUCUGUAAGAUAAGACAUUGCGGUUGCUUGCUUGGAAAUCGGAAAUGUUUUGAGUCAGAUUUAUGUUUCUCUUUGGCUUUGUAUGAUAGAAAAUUUGCCUUA